GUCGAGCACAGCUGGAUACAGCCUGUCACCAACGAAGUCCUACUUCUCUCUCUCCCUGUUUUUGCCUUCGUCUCUCUCUCUCUCUCGUCUCUCUCCCAGAGUUAGGGUUUGCGGAUCUCCUUCUCCGUCGCUUAGAUCCUCCGUCUCUGCUCCUCGGAUCGGGAUUCUCCUCUGGUUGCAGAGCUCGGUUUGUGGUGGUUCGACAAAGAUUUUAUUUGGAGGGGUGAGCUGAGAGAGGAAUCUAAACUAUAAACCUAUAGAAGUGUUCCUAUUAUAGCUUCACAAAGUUUUCGUUUGUUAGUGUAUGUAGGUGGUACGCAGAUUGAACGCUAAGAGUCAGAUCACAAAAGCCCUUUUGUGUGAUCUAGACUACAUUUUUGUAUCUACUUCAACUGCUUAAAUCUGCUGCUGUUGUUGAGAGGUCCUUGUUCUUUCCAUAUGGUUUGAAGUUGAAGGUCGAUCUUCUCCUUAUUUGUUGAUGUGUUAGCUACUGAUCUCUGAUUAGUCUGGAGAAGAGGCACAUUGACUGCUAGAGAACUUGCGUUGUCCGUGCUGGCAGAGAGCAUGCGUGGUUCCUGUGAUUCGGGUGAUGCCCCUGACGAAAUUAGCUUCCGAUGCAUUCGGCGUGGUGACAAUAUGCCUAGUCGCCCUUCUCAUUCUCCUGGGUUUACUUUGCAUCGCUUACUCCUUCUAUUUCCAAUCGCAUGUCCAUAACCGAGAUUAUGUUCAGCUUGGUUACUUCAGUGGUCCUUGGAUUAUCCGAAUCGCUUUCAUAUUGUUUGCCAUCUGGUGGGCCUUUGGUGAGAUUUUCCGAUUAAGUUUGUUGAGACGGGAUGGAAGGCCAUUGAACUCGCUGGAUCUGCAAUGGCAGGAAAACACCUGCAAGUGGUACAUUGUCUCCAAUCUAGGGUUUGCAGAACCUUGCCUGUUUCUCACCCUCGUGUUUCUCCUACGAGCUCCCUUGAAGAUGGAGACAGGGACCUUGACCGGAAAAUGGAACGCAAAAACAGCAGGGUAUGUGAUUCUGUAUUGCCUCCCAGUGUUUGCUCUUCAACUCGUGGUUAUCAUAACCGGAUCACGCAUACACAGAGAUGGCAGCGGCUAUUUGAGAAAGCUGCCAAACUAUUUCACAAGAACAUAUUCCCGUGUUAUUACAGAUCAGGACAGGAUAACCCUUUGCACGUAUCCUCUCCUAAGCACCAUCCUUCUCGGUGUCUUUGCGACUGUCCUAACGGCUUACUUGUUUUGCUUUGGAAGGCAGAUACUGAAAUUGGUCAUUAAUAAGCGUCUGCAGAAGAGGGUAUACACAUUGAUAUUCUCGGUCUCGAGUUUCUUUCCAUUGAGAAUUGUUUUGCUCAGUCUGUCUGUUCUGACGAAUCCCGAGGACAUUUUAUUCGAAGCCCUAGCUUUCUUGGCUUUCCUGUCUCUAUUAUCAUUUGCAGCGGUAUCCAUUUUCUUGCUUGUCUACUUCCCGGUUUCAGACUCCAUGGCCCUGCGGGGAUUGCGGGAUUUGGAGGAGCCAAUGUCGGGUCACGAGGAACGCAGUGGUGCGUUGUUACUUGGCCCGGAAACUUCAAACACAGAGGGGAGUGUGGGAAUAAGAGAAUGGCCAAGGCCGAGCUAUGUGGAACUCGUGCAAUUUCUCGAGUCCGAGAAAUGAUUAUGAUCAUUUUUGCCGUCUUGGUUCUUGUUGGAUGGCAAAUGUACAGAUUCCCGGUAAGACAAAAGCCUGGCUUUUCGACCCCCCAAAAAAAAGCUUCAGAUGUUCUGUCGGAAAAAAAAUGAAAGAAAACGAAGGGCCUCUCUCAAGUUUUGUGGUAGGAAUCUGAGAUUUGUAAAGUUGAGUUUUUCUUUUCCUGAUAUAUUAUGGUGUGAAAUGUUCUUGCUUGAUGGAUCAUCAUCAUCACCAUCAUCAUAGUUUACUUUUUUUUUU
This is a messenger RNA of Tarenaya hassleriana, 1933 nucleotides long. RefSeq lists its product as uncharacterized. The coding region runs from base 590 to 1660 and encodes 356 amino acids. The record is from RefSeq and is a predicted model, not a curated record. The transcript is spliced from 3 exons. NCBI's taxonomy places the organism in Eukaryota, Viridiplantae, Streptophyta, Magnoliopsida, Brassicales, Cleomaceae.